AGUCGUUUGCCCGCGGGUGCUGUCUGACGCUGUCCAGAAAAGCAUAGAGGCACAUAAGGAGAACGAUAACAGAGACAACAUGGCACCGUCCUCUGCUUGCACGGUCGUGUGUUGCCGCCGCAGCCGCGGCUGGUUAGCACUUUUACUGGCGAUGUUUCUACAUCUAGGAGUAAACGCCGAUCGACCGACUAAGUCAGCAGUCUACUACAUGGACGAUCUGUGCGGAUCGGCGCACACCGCUUCAAUCACCGUGGGAGUGGCGGGCCUCGAGUCGGCAGUGGUGUUGCGCGCCACUAAGCACCACAUCGACCACGACUUCAACUGCACGGUGAACGUGACCACGAGGGUGGACCGGAGCUUGCUGUACAGCAUCUCGUUCCUGGACCUGCCCAUGACGUGCCUGUCUUACCUGGAGAUGUGGGCGGACCGACGGGACGCGCAGCGCUUCUGCCGCAACGUGGACGACCCUCGCGGCAAAGAGGCACACUGGGUGACCGCGCCGCAGCUGCAGGUGCAGCUGGUCACAUCGCGCCACGACUGGAACUACGAACGCAAGGCCUUCGAGAUCGUGCUCACCUCGUAUAGGCAGAGCCUGCAUUUCGACGGCUGCUACAAGGGUGAGUACCAGUGCGGCAACAAGUUCUGCAUCUGGCGGGAACUCACUUGCAACAACGAGAAUAACUGCGGCGACCUAAGCGACGAGAAUUGCAUGUCAAAGACCCUGGCGGUGGCCGUGACCAUCGCUGCUGGAAUCACCGUCGUUGUGCUCAUUUUUGCCUUGGUGGCUUACAUCAGGAAGCGUGCUCAAGUGGGCCCACAUGACUUGUCGCGCACCACGAGCUCCCAGUCGGUCCACAGCGCCGGAUCGGGCAUUUCCGGCGCCUACGACACCACCUACCGCCCUCUUGCGGGCAAGCACGUACUCAUGGAACCGCUCUUGGAGGUGCCCAGCGUACAUGUCUCUGGCGUUCCCAGCAGGGCGUCGUCAGAGGACAACGUCCCGCAGCAGGCACAGGGCAGCGAGAAGCGACUGAGGCCGUGUAUACGCUACGACCGGUCCGUGUCCGACCCGAUGUGAAAGACACACACACAUGUGCUCUUUGGUCAACGAGAGUGGUGUUAGCCAUAGAGUUUCUUAAUAUUACACUAGGGGGAAAUCUUGCGCUAGUGUCUAUGAGAGCUGCAGUACACGACGCUUCAGCCAGCAUGGGAACAUGCAUAGUUUUUUUAUUUGCCUAAAUUCUGUUUUUCCGGUUCCGGAUGACCUGCAGCCGCUUUGUUACAAGACGCAGUUCACCAGUAGUUCAGCAGCCCCACUUCAAUACCUUAACCCUUUCAGACUCACCAAUUCAAAUAAUCUCACAAGGUUCACAAGGAGCCGUUCUUUUAUACGAAAAAAAGUUAAAACACGACAAUAAACAAAGCCACAUGUGCGUUCGAAGCCACAAGCACGAAAACUAGGCAAAUCCGUCUACUGCCCAUCAUUCCCAUGGUGGCUGAACGACCACAGCGCCACAGUUCCCUCUAGUAAUUAUGUAGGAAACUCUAUGGUGUUAAUAGGUGGAUAGCAAAAUGACGUCUUGUUGGUGACAACAAAGGCAGGGGUGUAUAAUUGUACAGUACGGUCAACUUUUAAAUGGAGCACCCAGCUGGUAAGUGCGCGGAAAAACAAGUUGGCUUCAUUUGAGAAUAAAUCUGCAGACAGCAAUGAAGAAUACGGGCGUGACGCAGCACAGGGCGAGAAUUAACUGUAGUCUGGAGAGUUGUGGUUUGUGAAACUCGUGUUAUAUAUGCACGUGGAGAAAAAAAAAAACAGCAUGGCAGCAAAGCGUGGCACACCAACCAAUAACAAGAUACUCUGUCGCCUUGAAAAAUAAUCUUAAUGCAUGAAGAAUUCGCAUAUAAGAUUUGGCAAGUACCUUUUAGUGGCGAAAUAUUGAAGGUGCACCAUGUAUAUAAGAUGUCUUACAUGUGUACUAUCGUUUUAAGCACUAACUCUACGUUCGUAUUCUCGAGAGCGGCGUCGAUCAUUCUGGAAGGGCUAGGCUGUUUGUUUAUGUAACAUUAGAGAUUAUGUGACUUGUCGAAGUGUUUUUUAACGAGUACAUAAAUGCAGUGUUAAUGUUCAAAUUUUCACUUGGAAGGUAGUGAGCAUGCAGCCAUUUUAUUUUGUUCUUCAUUUUUUAAAGCUCAUGCAUUCAUCACGACCAAGCUGGUGAUAACGCGAAUAGUAACGGCUGAGAUUAGAAAUUACACGAUGGCACUUACACGGUAAUUGUUGUAUGUGUAAUUUCAUAUCUCUUUUCAAUAACAUUCGGCACCCAAAUACAAAUGGCCGUUCCCUUUAAAAGCAGACCGUGUGCUGGUCACAGACAGUGAUAAGUGCUACCAAGCCUGUUAUGUACCCUGUCGCUGCCGCACUUACAGCACCCUAAUACGUAAGGACACGUGUACGUUUUGUAGAGUGCACAUGUGUCCUCUGUGUUGUUUAUAUUCAGCGCACCGUGUUGUACCCUUUACUUUGUGUGUUCGUGUGUCUGUGCUUGUGUUAAGAUACAUUUGGAGACACGUAUUUUAAUGUGUAUAUCGAGACACACACGACUAGUCGAUCUGUGCACAGUGUGCGAACAGCGCAGCUGUUACGCUGCGUUGGUGUUCAUCAUUAAUGUCAUACGUUGUGCCUUACUUUCACAGGUGCUUGGAGUGACUUUGUACUGUUUUUUCAAUAACUGCUUGACAGUGAAAAACGAUUUCAUGGCAUUUAACGAGCGCAGGAAAAUAAAGCCUCAUACAGAGGAAAUUAUUGUCAUUAUUAUGUUGUUUCCUGAGCCAUUUAGAAUCUCUUACAGGAAAAAUUAACUAGCUCGAACAGCUCCCCAAGUUUGUGUAGCAUUUCCGUGUUCAUUUCGGAACUUUGGGAAUAGUAUUCUGCAGUUUAGUUCACAGAUUACAUCCGUAAAGACAUGAAGAUGACAUCAAUAGUGUUUUACAGUCGCGCACAUC
Molecule: messenger RNA, 3003 nt
Organism: Rhipicephalus sanguineus (brown dog tick)
Lineage: Eukaryota; Metazoa; Arthropoda; Arachnida; Ixodida; Ixodidae
Exons: 6
Coding region: 80-1078 (332 amino acids)
Molecular function (GO): protein binding
Source: RefSeq, a predicted model, not a curated record